AUGAGAUAUUCGGCCCUUGUCAACGGAUCUUCUCCGGGUCCGGAACUACGGCUCAAGGAAGGACAAGUGAGUUGGAUCCGUGUUUACAAUGAUAUGGAGCACGAGAAUGCAACAAUUCACUGGCAUGGUUUGACUGCGUUCACAGCUCCAUUCUCCGACGGAACUCCAGCGGCUAGCCAGUGGCCUAUUCCAGCUGGUCAUUUCUUUGAUUAUGAGGUCAAGCCCGAACUGGGUUCUGCAGGGACUUACUUUUACCAUUCUCAUAUUGGCUUUCAAGCCGUCACUGCGAAUGGCCCACUUGUCGUGGAUUCAAAGCACCCACCGCCUUUCAACUACGACGAGGAGCGUACCAUUAUGCUUUCUGACUUCUUCAAUGAGACCGAUAAGCAAAUUACCGACGGCCUGACUUCAAAUAACUUCACAUGGAGCGGAGAGACCGGUGCUAUUCUUGUGAAUGGAAAAAGUCGCCAAGCAACCAAUAGCACCGGCUCAUGUGAAUUGGCUUCUAUCUCUAUUGAACCCGGCUUAUCAUAUCGGCUGAGAUUCAUCGGGGCUACUGCUUUAUCAUUUGUUUCGCUUGCAAUUGAAAGUCACAACGUCUCUAUUAUCGAAGCAGAUGGUCACUUUACCAAACCUCUCGAGACGGAUUUUUUACAAAUUGGAAGUGGCCAGAGAUACAGCGUGCUUCUGGCUGCAAAGUCGGAGACUGAGUUAAAAAAGGCGAGAACACGACAAUUCUACAUCCAACUCUCAACACUAGCUAGACCGGAGACUUUAACAAAUUUCGCAGUGUUAAAUUAUUUGGGCGGGGAGGCUCCAGAUCUUAGGACCGUGCCUUCGCCAGCACCCCUUCCCGAAGCGAAGACUAUCCAAGGCUGGCUCGAUUAUGAACUAGAGCCUCUGCAAUCAGACGAUGGGUUUCCGAAACUGGAGGAAGUAACCCGCAGAAUUAUUAUCGACGUUCACCAGAACGUGAGUGACCACGUCAUAUGGCUGCAGAAUGGAUACGAUUGGGUCGAAAGCUUCCGGCAAUCCCCAUACCUUGUCGACAUUUAUAACGGAAUGUUACAGACAGGCCAGACCUAUCAACGUGCCAUUUCUCGCGGCGACGGAUUCGACAACAUUACCCGGACCUUCCCUGCCAAAAUAGGAGAAGUGUUGGAAAUUGUCUGGCAGAACGAAGGCACAUUCACGAAUGGGGGCGUAGAUGCCCACCCUUUCCAUGCUCAUGGCAGACAUUUUUAUGACAUCGGUGGAGGAGACGGACAAUAUAACGCCACCGAAAACGAAAGAAGACUAAAAUCCUCUCAGCCAAUCCAACGCGACACCGCAAUCCUAUACCGGUAUCGCGAGAAGACCAAACCUCUCACCCCAUCAGGCUGGCGAGCUUGGCGGAUACGAGUUACAGAUUCAGGUGUAUGGAUGUACCAUUGUCACAUUCUUCAACAUAUGGUUAUGGGCAUGCAAACUGUUUUUUUGUUUGGGGACUUGCAGGAUAUCAAGGCUCAGUCUGGAUCUGUCGAUGCUGGGUAUUUGACGUACGGCGGCUCAGCGUAUGGUAAUUCCACACAUUCGCCCAAUGUGCGACACUAUUUUAACUAG
Molecule: messenger RNA, 1602 nt
Organism: Penicillium angulare
Lineage: Eukaryota; Fungi; Ascomycota; Eurotiomycetes; Eurotiales; Aspergillaceae
Exons: 2
Coding region: 1-1602 (533 amino acids)
Molecular function (GO): copper ion binding; oxidoreductase activity
Source: RefSeq, a predicted model, not a curated record